Messenger RNA from Musca domestica (house fly), 10596 nucleotides. Its product is annotated as filamin-C-like. Lineage: Eukaryota; Metazoa; Arthropoda; Insecta; Diptera; Muscidae. Gene Ontology annotation, molecular function: actin filament binding. The record is from RefSeq and is a predicted model, not a curated record. The transcript has 16 exons. Gene Ontology annotation, biological process: actin cytoskeleton organization. The coding region runs from base 788 to 9766 and encodes 2992 amino acids.
AAAAAUGAUGUGGUUGAAAAUGAAAUCGCCAUAGCUCCGCACAUCCAUGCACACACACGCACACGCAUAUGAUCUGUCAAAAUCUGACGUCAUCAGCGAAUCUGAAUUGUAUACAAUUUAAGCGUGUUUUGGACAGCAGAGACGGUGGCUUAUUGUGGCCGUUGCUGUUGUUGUUGUUGUUGGCUGUGAUUUAAAACUGACAUAUUUUGUGUGUGAGGAGCACAAGUUGUUGGCUGCGGUGUGGCCGCUGUUUGCUACGACUUUUGUCGGUUUUGGCCACAAGUCUGUAGGUAGAAUUUGCGUUAUUGUUGUUGUGUUGGCUGCCAGUUGACGGCUGAUAGAGCUGUUGUUGUUUUUGUUGUUAUUUUUUGAUUGCAAAAUAUCAUAGAGACCCACCUGAAUUUUGUUGUACUGCCAUGGCAGCUCAGUCUGAAUGAAACGAUCGAUGUGUAAACACGAAAACGAAAUUGAAAUUUGUUAAUUGAAAAAAUAAAAAAAAAAAAAGAUAAAAUUCAAAAAAUAAAUCUGCCAAAAAAGAAGGGCAAAAGCGAAUUAAAAGAAAACAAGAAAUAAAUAUUGAAAAAAAAACAACGAAGUAAAAUCGAGUUUGAGUUGCUGAAAGAAAUACAAUAAAAAAUAUUUAAACGAAUUGAAAAAAAAAAAAAAAAAAAAAACAAAACGUCUUAACCAAAAGUGCAAAAAGAAGAGGAAUAUUUUGUAUACCCGUGUAUUUGUGUAGCUAUCCCUGUACGAAAAGAACAUCAACAAUCGCCGUAACUCGUUCACCAUGGUGGGUACCAUGGACGUUAAAGAUUUAAAGGGCGCCAAAAUAACCCAUGCCGGUCUUCUAAAACACAAUGCCGAUGGCACAACGGAAACACAAAAAAUCACACACGCCGGCCUGGUGGCUCGCAGUCCCGAGGGCACUGCCGCCAAGGGCAUGAACAUACGCGGCAAUGAGGAUUUAUGGGUGGAAAUUCAGGCGAACACGUUUCGCAAUUGGGUGAACGAACAUUUGCGUCCGACAGGCAUGCAGGUCCACGAUUGGGCAACAGAUUUCUGUGACGGCACCUGCCUUUGUGCCCUAGUUGAAUCCCUACAGACCCGCCCCUUAAAACCAGCAUGGAAUCGACGACCUGCUAAUCAACAUCACUAUUUGGAAAAUGCCACCACUGCCCUGAAAUCCAUAGAAGAGGAUCACAUCAAAUUGGUGAAUAUUGGCAAUGUCGACAUCGUCAAUGGCAAUGUCAAAUUGAUUUUGGGCCUCAUCUGGUCCCUCAUUGUACGCUAUCAAAUCGGACGCAGUAAAUUCCCUCCCAGGAAAUUGAUGUUGGCAUGGCUUCAAGCAGCUCUGCCCGAUUGCAAGAUUACCAAUUUGACAACAGAUUGGAAUAGUGGUGUAAACUUGGCUGCCCUCUUGGAUUAUUGUAAGCCAGGGUUGUUUCCACAUUGGCGUUCAUUGGACCCCAGCCAGAGUAUCCGUAACUGUACAAAUGCCAUGAAUUUGGCACAGAGUGAAUUUGGUGUGCCCAAGGUUUUGGAACCGGAAUAUUUGGCAUCGCCAUGGCUGGAUGAAUUGUCCGGCAUGACAUAUUUGUCGUAUUUCAUGAAGCCCGGUGGUCCGGGUUACAAUGCCACCAUGAGAUGGGUGAAUACCCAGGUCAGGGAGCAGGUGCAGAAUUUUACGACCGAUUGGAAUGAUGGCCGUGUCUUGUGUGAAAUCAUCAAAGGUCUGGGUGGCCCUGCCCCGGCCCCAGAAAAGCUAAGCACCGAUCCCUUCCACUAUGAGAACAACAUACGCAAGGCUUUGGAUGCUGGCACCAAACUCGGUGUCCAACCAGUAUUAACGGCCAAGGAUAUGGCCAAUCCCGAGGUGGAACAUUUGGGUAUAAUGGCCUAUGCCGCCCAUCUGCAAUGGGUGCCGCCCAGACCACCACUGUCCGAUAUGGUUAAUGUGUUUUUGGAAAGCACAUCGGGAAGGGUUGGAGAACCAACCCACUUCCGCAUUGACAUUUUGUCCCGAGACAUUAGCCUCAGCAACAUCAAGGCGUUUGUGUUGCCACCCUCUGGCCACCCUCAACCCGUAAAACUAAAUGGCCACGGCGAAGGUGUCUAUAUACCAGACAAAUAUGGCAUGCAUGAAGUUGUGGUGGAAAUUGAUGGCGAUAGCCUGGGUGGCCAUUUCUUUAGAGUCCUGCCCCGCUUCAUACAGGUGGCCCCACCGGGCAUGGCUCCCUGUGCCCUUGGCAGUUUGGUGGAAGUUUUGGUCAAUGCCACAGGUGCCCCAAAAACCGAGGACAUUCUUGUCACGGCUGUCUCGCCAACGGGUAUUUCUCACAACUGCCCUCUGAAAAAGGUGGAAGAGGGCCACAGUGCCAUAUUUAAACCCGACGAGGCGGGCAUAUGGGAAAUAGCCAUUACAUAUCAGGGACGCCACAUACAGGGUGGUCCCUUUACUUGUGCUGUAUUUGAUGCUUCCGGGGUGUCGGUGCAUGGCCUUGAUGGGGCCAUGCCUUUGAGGGCCCACUCCUUUGAGGUGGAUGCCCGUGGCGUGGGUGUCAAUGGAGAGUUGCAUGUUGACAUUGUUCACGACAAACGUUCCCUGGUCUGUUCGGUGGAGAAAAUUGUGGACAACAAAUAUCGGGUCACUUUCAUACCCCGACAAAACGGCAAAUAUCGAGUCUAUGUCUAUUUCAAUGGCUACGAUGUCAAGGGAUCGCCAUUCAUUAUGCGUGUGGGUACCAAAGGACGUUCGGGCAAGACCCGCGCCAGUCCUCUCCACGACACCAAACAUCGCUCCGAAAGUCCUUCAAUGCAUUACACCUCCACCACGUCGACCCGACACAAUGACUAUCGCAAUGCCGCCACCUCCUCCUUGUCGCGGCGAGAUCUGAUGAAUCAUCAUUCGAACACAAGUACCACCAACAUUGGCACCAACGAACGGCAACGCUCCUUUUCGCCCCAGUACUCCCCCAAACAGGAUACCACAGACUAUCGCACCAGCUCCAGUUACUACAAGCGCGAAAGUGAGGAUAAAUUGGCAACAUCACCCCCACCACCGCCGGCACCGCAGCCACCAUUUCGUGAGCGUGAAUACAAUGAUUCACCCACAACCAAAUAUCUGAAUUCGGUAGACCUGUACAAUGUAACCAGUUCACGACGUGACUCAAGAGCCUCUAAUUUAUCGAAUGCCUCCAAAAAUGAUUACUACUAUGACAAGGAGAAUGAGCUGUACAGCAGCAGACGGAACGAACGUGAUUUGAAGUUAGCGCCACCGCGUGAAGAUCGCGAAGACUAUUAUGAUUUGCAACAGCAGUCCAACCACCAACAACAGCAACAGACACGUACACAAACACGCGGCUCGGUCUCAUACAGUUCGAGAUUGAGUCCCAUACUGUCCAGUCCCACAUCUGAUAUCCGUUCUAGUGAGGUACGGACCCAUAGUCCACUGACGGUAAAAACUUCGUUGCCUUAUGAGACAACAACACGCAACUUGAGUGUUAGCCCUCGGCAUAUGUCUGCAUCGCCAGUGCAACGUUACUCGCCGAACAACUCGUACAUUACCACAGCCACACAUCGCAUGAGUCCCAGCACCACUUUGAACAAGAAUGGCUACGAAACACGCACCGUCGAAAAGACCUCAACCUACAAGUCGAGUUCGAACUAUGUCACCGAUUCUAAUAUACGUGCCAGCCCUUCGCUCUAUGGCACCGCUGAACGUUUGAGACGCACCGAAUCACCGGAACCACGUAUCGAUCACUCGUCAAAUGUUCGGGUAUCUUCAAUGAAACCAGCCUCGGCCAGACGUGACAGUUGGGAUGUUAUAAACAAGACGAAACACUUGCUAUCACACAACUCGCUCGAGUCGUUGGCCAAUAUGACCGAACAGCAGCUGAAUACGGAUUUAAGCUAUAAUCGCCCGGAUAUUGACAAUGAAACGCAUCGCAAUACCCAGUACAAUAAGUUUGCUCUCAAUGAGCAGAGAUUUCAGAGGGAGAGACGUGGCUCCAGAGAUUCCAUAGAAGAAGCUGAGCGUUAUAAACCCAGUGCCAUCACGGUCAAGUCACAAUCGAACAACACUUACACCGACAAAUCGGGCGGCUAUACACGCACCGUCAAAGAGUCCAGUCAACAAAUCGUUACCGAAAGCUCCUCCACUUCGAACGGAGGUAAUACCAUUGGCGGUGGCGGUGGGAAUUAUGGCUACAGCUCCUUGUCUCGAUUUCGCCCCAUAGAAAGUUCUACAGCGACCGCAACAACUGGCAUAACUGGCGCCAAAGCUAUCCGUGUCCAAGACAUACCCAAUGGGGCAAUUGGUCGCCCUGUCGAAUUUGAAAUUGAUGGCUCCAAAGCCGGUUCGGGAAAUUUGGAAAUUCUAGUUAAUGGUGGACGGGUUACAUCGUCCGUCCGUUCGUUGGGUGGUCAACGUUUCAUUGCCAGCUUUACACCGCAUGAACCGGGCACUCACACCGUCCAAAUAACCUUCAAUGGCGAAACUAUACCAGGUUCACCGUGGCACGUUGAAAUCAUGUCCACACCCGGUCUAACAGCAUUGGGCGAAUCGACUCGUCUUGUACCCGCCAACACACCGGCGGUUUUUGAUAUACUGCCGCCUCCUGGACAAAGCCUUGCGAAAGGCGAGUGCGUGGCAACAGUUUUGGGUCCUAACAAAUCCAAGCUGAAUGCCAGAGUCACCCACGAGGCGGCAAAUGGUGCUGCACGCAUCGAAUUUGUACCGACCGAGGUUGGCACUCAUGUCAUUGAGGCCUCCAUCAAUGGUACAAAGAUAUCUGGCGGUCCGUUGAUAGCCAAAGUCUAUGACUCCAGCUUGAUACAGGUCACCGAUGUUAAUGGUGGUGUUGUCGGCCAGCCGUGUCAAUUUCGUGUCGAUGCCAGCGCUGCUGGCGAAGGACAGUUGGAAAUCUCCAUAAAUGAAGGAGAAGUACCGAAUCAUGUCCAGGUGGUGGGCGGUGGCCGUUGUUUGGUCUCGUUUACACCGGAACAAGCUAAACCCCAUUUGAUUGACAUUAAGUUUAAUGGUGAAACCGUCAGGGGUUGUCCCUUUGUUUGCCAAGUGGCUGACACCUCGCGUGUCAUGUUGAAUUUAUCGAAUUUGGAAUUGAUACCGGUCAAUAGACCGGCAUCCUUUCACAUCACAGUGAGUGGUGGUGGUGCUGCCGAAUUGGCUGUCAGUGUUCGUGGGCCCCACGGAGAGUUGCCGGUGCGCGUGACCGGUGAUAUACAUGCCGGAUUUACGGCAGAAUUUACACCCACCAAUGUGGGUGGCCACUCGAUAAAUGUGGAAUACAAUGGCUUCCCCGUGCAGGGUACACCGUUCUUGGCAAAAUCUUACGAUGCCACCAAGGUGGUGGUGGGUAGUGUUUCGCGUGGUACAGUCGGUCGCCCAGUGCAGUUUACCGUCGAUGCUGGAGACGCGGGUGAGGGUAAUUUGGAGAUAACAAUAUCGGCCAAGGGCCAGAAUAUACCAACUCAAGUACAUCCGCAAGGCAGUGCAAGAUUCUCCGUUUCGUUCGUACCCACCGAGGCCUGUGAGCAUACCAUCAAUGUGUCAUUCAAUAAAAUGCCCGUUCCCGGCUGUCCCAUCACAGUGAGCAUAAGCGGCGGCAUGUCUGGUCCCCAGGUAUCCCUGGGUGGCCCCGGACCCGUACACCAAUCGAAUUCUUUUGUCAUCAAUCACAACGGCGGUCGUUUAGAGGAUAUUGAAGUUAAUGUUGAAGGACCCGCUGGACAAUCUGUGCCCGCACAGGUCCAUCAGUCAGCAGAGGGUGUCUUCAAGGCAGAAUUUGUCCCGAGAGUAGUGGGCGAACAUCGCGUCCAUGUCACUGUCUGUGGCAUGGCAACGGCCGGAAGUCCAUAUGCAGCUAAGGUUUAUGACGUCAAUGCCAUCAAAGUGAAAAAUGUGAGCAAUGGGACAGUUGGAAAACCAGUUACAUUCCUAGUGGAGACCUCACAGGCCGGUCCCGGUAACCUGGAGGUCACCGUCAAUGGCGGUCGUGUACCAACAUCUGCACAGGCUCAAGGACAGCAUACCUAUGCAAUUAGUUUCACACCGCGCGAAGCACAAAAUCACACUGUCGAACUACGUUUCAAUUCUCAAGAUGUACCCGGUUCGCCUUUUACCUGCCGCGUAUCGGCAGCUGCACGCAUACAAUCACCCGAAACAAUGGAUAAAGUUAGUGUGGGUCGUAUGUUUGAGUUCGUUGUGGAAUCGGAUACUAAACCAACCGUUGAGGUAUUGGGUCCAGCUCGUCGUAGUGUGCCGGUUCUCAUCGAUCCCAUACAUGUGGGAUACAAUGUGAAAUUUGAACCAGUUGAAGUGGGUGAUCAUUCUGUGGAGGUGCGCUUACCAGGUGGUGGCCAUGUCGAAGGUAGUCCAUUUUUGUUGAAAGCCUAUUCCGCCGAAAAGGUGGUUGUCACCGACAUUCGGCCCGGAGUUGUGGGUAAAAGUGUGAGUUUUGGCAUUAAUGCCAGCCAAGCAGGAGCUGGCAAUUUGGAAAUCAUUGUGGCGGUGAAUGGUAAAAAUGUACCGAAUUUUGUGCAAUCGGAGGGUAAUGCCCGUUUCAAGGUGAACUUUAAGCCCACAGAGGCAGCAGCCCACAGUUUGUCGGUGCGUUUCAAUGGUCACCCAGUGCCCGGCUCACCAUUUACUUGUCACAUUGGCUCCGCGCCCAUUAGUCUGCCAAGGGCAAUUGCGACGGGAGAGGCAUUGAAACAGGCCGCCAUUAGGGUGGAUAACACAUUCGAUUUGGAUGGUUUCGAGGGUGUGGAACCACAGGUAUUUGUCACCUCGCCCUCGGGAGAUAAUGUGCCGGCCCAUGUGCAACAUCAAGGUGGUGACUCCUACUCGGCCACAUUCCGCCCGAAUGUGGUGGGAAGGCAUUUGAUCAGCGUUACAGCAUCUGAUCAACAUAUCAAUGGUUCGCCAUUUUCUUGCAACGUGUUUGAUGUUUCGCGGGUGACCAUCAGUGGCCUGGAACAGCAGUAUGGCCCGGCUGCAUUGGGCAUACCGGUGACAUUCAGUGUUGAUGCAGCCGGUGCAGGAGAGGGUACUUUGGAACUGGUGGUUUCCACAGAUACCAGCACCGUAAAGGCUGAGGUUGUGGCAUGUGCUCGUGGCCUCUAUGAUGUUACCUUUGUGCCGCAGUCCACAGAACCCCACUAUGUGAACAUCACAUUCAAUGAAAUGCCUGUUGAUGGUAGCCCCUUCCAGGUGGAUAUCCAGCAGACAGCUCAGACUAUACAAAUCGGUAGUUUGGCCAUGAUCGAUUUCCCUUCGGAUGAUCAAAUAGCGGAGAUCAUGGGACCCGAUCACAAACCAGUUCCCUACACCAUCAACAGACAGACCGCGGAGUUCCGUACCCACAUGACGGGUAACUAUUUGAUACGAUUUAUUGAUCGUGAAACACGACAACAUGUUGGCACCCGAACGCUGACCGUUUUCGAUCCAUCACUGGUGAAAAUUACCGAAGUUGGCGAGGCGUUGUGCCAUCGUCCGGCCAGCAUUUCGGUGUCGCUGAACGAGGCUGGUCAGGGCGAUUUGUCGGCCUUUGUAAAAUGUGGUGCUACCGAGGUUCCUCAUACCAUACGAGGCCCCACGAAGAAUGGUGUCUAUGAAAUUGUCUAUCAUCCAACGAGGGUAGCUCCCCACAAGAUUACGAUACUGUUUAAUGAUGUACCGAUAUCGUUGAAACCGUUGGAGAUAAAUGUGUUGCCGGCCGGUGCUGGCAAGGAGAUUAGCGUCAGUGGCCUUGGCUUGUAUCAGGCCAGAGUGGGUAAGACCACCUCAUUUGCCAUUGAUACCAUUAAAAGACCGGCCAGGGAGUUUGAUGUGGUGGUAUCGGGUCCCGGUGGUCAGGCUCUGCCCGUGAGAUGUUAUCAAACCAAGAGUGGCCAUUUGCAGGCGGAAUUUACUAUCAACAAACCGGGACAAUGUAUUAUUGAGGUACUCCAUCAGUCCAAACCCCUACCCGGCAGUCCUUUUACCUGCGAAGCCUUUGACACCUCCAAAGUAUCCGUCCAGGGCAUUCCCAAAGCACCCAUGGCCCUCCACAGUCCCAUUGCAUUUACGGUGCGUACCGAAAAUGCAGGUUUGGCAGAAUUGGAAGCUUUUGCUGUGUCACCUACGAAUCAAAAUGUUCCCGUUCACGUUAACGAACAAUCCGAGGGUAUCUAUAGCAUUGAGUUCAUACCCACUCAGCCGGGCAGCUACAAGCUGACACUGAUGUAUGGCGGGGAGACGUUGCCCAGUUCCCCAUACACCUUUACAGCCUCAACAAAUGGUGCUCGAACAGAUUCACGUGCUGCCGGCAAUGGUCUAGAAGUUUGCCAUCGCAACAAGGAGGCCUCCUUCAUUGUAUAUUGUCCCGUUCAGCCUAAUGUCCAAAUUGAACGUUCCGAUGAAUUUGGAGAACGAAUUGAACCGAAAAUCAAGCCGCUGGGAAAUAAUGAGUGGCGUAUUUCCUACACCAUUUUGACGGUGGGUCGUUAUGAAAUCCGCGCCAGUUGUCCAAAUCGUGGUAAUCUUCCUGGUUCUCCAUGGCACAUUUCCUGUGUGGAAUCCAGUAAGGUCGCACCCGUUGGCGGCUGGGGUACUCUGCUGGAUCAUGAGGGUCGUCUUAUUUUACCGGCUCGAAUAGUUUUCGAUGUAGAGAAUGCUGGACCCGGUGAACUAAACUGUACCAUUGAUGGUGUUGAAAUUCCUGUGGACAAGUUGCCAGAUGGCAAAUUACGUCUCUACAUAAAUGGCGAUAAUAUGACACCUGGCGAACAUGACUUGGAAUUGACAUGGAGCGGCCUAACCAUAGUCCAGUGUCCACGCAGUGCCUUUGUCACCGGACAACAGGCGGCCGACAAGGUUGUUCUAACGGGCAGGGGUUUGGCUGCAGCCCAGGCUGGAGAGGCAGCCCAUUUCACAAUCGAUGCCACCGAUGCCCCAGCCGGCAGACCUGAAGUAAUACUUGUGCAUCAGGACAACACCUCAGUACCCGUGAGUUUGGCUCAACCCAGACCGAAUGAAGCCAUUUGGAUGGCUUCCUAUACACCACAGAAGUCGACAUCAGGACCUCUUACCUUAUCCGUCAAAUGGAAUGGUCGUUUAGUGAAGGGUUGUCCUCUAACUGUGGCCGUUGGUUCCUCAAUGGAUGCCUCAAAGGUCAUAUGUUCGGGUGAGGGUCUACGUCAUGGUAUUGUGGGUAAAGACAUAAAAUCAUGGAUUGAUACUCGUCGUGCGGGUCCCGGUGAAUUGACAGCCCAUUGUGCAGGACCCCGUAAGGUGGCCUAUUGUGAGCUAUACGAUCAUGGUGAUGCCACAUUUACUCUGAAUAUUAAACCCCAAGAACCAGGACGUCAUGUCCUGACUAUUAAGUAUGGUGGACAAAAUGUACCCGGUUCACCAUUUGCCCUUAAAGUGGCGGGAGCUCCUGAUGCAAGCAAGGUACGUGUCUAUGGUCCCGGCAUUGAACAUGGUGUUCUGGCAACUUUCCAAUCCCGUUUCAUUUGCGAUACCCGUGGUGCUGGUGCUGGCCAAUUAACAGUGCGUGUACGUGGUCCUAAGGGGGCUUUCCGUGUUGAAAUGCAAAGAGAAUCGCAAAAGGAUAGGACAAUACUGUGCAAGUACGAUCCCACCGAACCUGGUGACUACCGAGUGGAAGUAAAAUGGGCCGGUGAAUUCGUACCCGGGUCACCAUUCCCCGUCAUGAUAUUCGACACCGAAGAGGAGCUACGAAGGUUUCUUCAAGGUAUAUGAGGCCAACACAGCAUCAGCACCAUUAUAUUGCCAAACCCUGCCCUCAAUCUCCCACAACAUCAUAUGCAACACCAACAACAACAACAUCAUAAUCAAUUAGCCCACCAUCAACAAGCAUCGAAUGCAGCCACACCCAUUCUACCGCUAUUUUCCCAUCACCAGCAAACGCUUCUACGCCUAUCACCGUUAUAUUUGAAUGGUAACGGUCUGGGCGGGUAUAUUGGCGGUGGAGGUGGUGGCGGCGGCAGCAGCGGUAUUGCCGUUUGUUUUGGCGACAAUAGUAGCCGUGCUGCCAGUCAACAGUAUCUAAGUAAUCCGGAUUUGACCUAUGACCUUGGUGGCUCACGUUCUUGUCUAAAUCGUAGUCGAUGUCGGCAAGAGUCGAGCUGCACCAUACUUUGACGUACGAGUAUGUGUGCGAGUUCUUUGGUAAAAGAGCUGCACACACAGAAUUUUUGUUAUCUUAUAACGUUAACCAUACAUUACACCUAACAAGUAUAUUUAUAAACAAUAGAUUGUAUUUCAUACAACUACAACGAAACGUUUUUCUUGUAAGGCAAAACAGAUUUUGUUAUUAAGAAAUUAUUUUUAAAAAAAUCAAUUUUUUAAAAUGCUUUAAUUUAAAAGGAUGAACAAAUAUAUAUUCCAUAAUAAUUUAUCAUUAUUUUUCUUUUUGUUUUAAACGAAUCUUUAUUUUCGUUUAUUAUUUUUUUUUGUCGUGACUAACUCUUAGCUUUAAUAAUGAGUUUUACUAUAACAAAAAAUUACAUUUUUUAUUUUAUAAUUGUAUGCGUGUUAUUAUUUUUAAUAAUAUGUCAUACAUAUACACU